AUGACGACUGCAACACCAACUGACCAGGCAAUACCUUCCCACUACACAGCCUCGCAGACCGCCCUGCUCCUCCUUGAUCUCCACACCAUGGCCGUCGAGAAGGGACCCAGAGAAAGCGGUCCGCUGGCCCUGGCUGUCGCGGCAGAUACUAGGCGCUGGGCCAAAGCCCGAGCCAUGCACAUUAUCCACUGUCUGCUGGACACCUCCUCAGCACCCUUUGCAACCGCCAACGACGCCGCGCACUUACCCCACGCAAUAUUCAUCCUGCAGACACCCGCAGGCGACGAAGCGGCAGUGCUCCGCGAGAAUGCCGCAGCCGAACCCACACUCACGCGCCGCGUGAGCUACGUGUCUGCGCUCAAGUCGCCCGGUUUACUAGCGUAUCUAAAGGAGCAAGGAAUCACGAACUUGGUGCUAGCGGGUCUGAAUACCUCGGGCUGUGUGCUGCGUACGGCGUUCGCGGCGUGUGACGCAGAGUUUGUGGUGACUGUGCUGCGGGAUGCGUGUGCGGAUCCGCAGAUGGAUGUGCAUGAGACGCUCGUGCGUAAGGUGCUGCCGCAUCGGGGGUAUGUAUUUUCGGCGAGCGAGUUCCGUGAGGGGUGGGUGGAGGGUACGCUGGGGAGGUGA
Messenger RNA from Exserohilum turcica Et28A, 627 nucleotides. RefSeq lists its product as uncharacterized. NCBI's taxonomy places the organism in Eukaryota, Fungi, Ascomycota, Dothideomycetes, Pleosporales, Pleosporaceae. Bases 1 to 627 code for a protein of 208 amino acids. The record is from RefSeq and is a predicted model, not a curated record. The transcript has a single exon.